ACUCCAGCCCUGGUAAGAGUAAGACUCUGUCUCAAAAAAAAAAAAAAAAGAAAUGAUGGAACACAGGUUCUUGUCCUGGAAAAUCUGCCUUUCCUCUGCUCGGGAUGGCUGCGUUCAGACACGAGGGUGCCUGUGGUCCCUGGCUGCCUGCUGAGUGCCUGCUGUGUACAGGCCCCACACCUUACAGCUCACGCGCAUCCCAGGUGCCCUCUCAUCCACUCUGAGACACAGGCAGAGGACACUGACAAGGCGUUCAGAUGAGGGAGCAGUGCGGCUGGGGCUGGGAAACGGGGUGGGGGGCCGGGCUCCAGGUGGCAGCUACUGAUGGGGCAGCUGUCAGAGUCAAUCCCUUUGAAAUGAAGUCUUUGUGUGGGGGGAGCUGCAAAGGGGGAGGGCGGGACAGGGAGGGAGGAGGCCCUGGUGGGAAGGGCCCCGCAAGGCCUGCCCAGAGCACCAGGAGCUGGCUGGGACUGGAGACUGGCGCGGCUGGAGCUGCAGCUGCCUGGCAGAGGGGACACUGAGGUGGGGGUGUGGCUCUGGGACAGACAUCAGGGCAGGACAUCCCUAGCAAGGGUCCACGGUCUGGCUGGGAGAUGUGGACUAGCUGCAACGUGGGGCGGGGUUAAAGGUCUUCUAGGGUGGCCCUGGGGAGCACAGCUCUGCACCUGAACACCACCCUGGCCGCAGGCCUGCAGCUUCAGGAGCAUGAGUGAGCAGGGAAGGGAGAUGGAGGAGGAGGAGGGAGGCGGUGCUUCGGACACAGCGCCUAUGCUGCCCCGGGGACCUCCUGACCACCAGGCCUCAGCUCUGCCGUGCCCAGGGUGGCCGGGGCCCCUGCUGCUGCCCGGCCGGCUGGUGGCCGGGCUCCUGCUGCACCUCCUGCUGCCCGCCACAGCCUUCCUGCUGGUGCUCCUGCCCGCAGCGGCCGUCGUCUACCUGGGAUUCCUGUGCCACUCGAGGGUCCACCCCGCUCCCGGUCCCCGGUGCCGCGCGCUGUUCUCGGACCGCGGCUCCGCGGCGCUCAUCGUGUUCGGGCUUCUCUCGCUGCCGCCGCUGCUGGUGCUCGCCUCGGCCGUCCGCGCCCGCCUGGCCCGGCGCCUCCGCCCGCUGCUGCCUCCGCCCGCUGGGACCCCCGGACCCCGCCGCCCCCCGGGGCGCCCCGACGGGGACGAGCAACUCUGCGCCUGGGUGUGACCCGGCGGCCGCUGCGAAACCCCGAGAGGCCUCCGAGCUCGCGCGGGACCCCAUCGCGUGGCCCGGCCCGGGAAACUGAGGGUCGCGCCCGCUCCCCCUUCCUGGCUGCGCGCGCAGCGCUCC
Molecule: messenger RNA, 1317 nt
Organism: Cercocebus atys (sooty mangabey)
Lineage: Eukaryota; Metazoa; Chordata; Mammalia; Primates; Cercopithecidae
Gene: TMEM278
Product: transmembrane protein 88B
Exons: 2
Coding region: 706-1194 (162 amino acids)
Biological process (GO): negative regulation of canonical Wnt signaling pathway
Cellular component (GO): plasma membrane
Molecular function (GO): PDZ domain binding
Source: RefSeq, a predicted model, not a curated record